AUGGCCGACGUUAAUACCGACAAGAAGAUCCCCGUCCCUGAUUUCCAGGAUGACUCUUUCCCUGUCUACCAGCAAGAUACUUUGAGCGUUGGGGCAACUCAUGAGGUUAAUAUGGAGGAAUACAGAGCGACUGUUCCCCUGUGGAAGAGGGUAUGGCAGCACAGUUUGACGCAAAUGAUACUUUUGAGUAUUCAGGCUUUCUGCGGACCCGCCAUGUCUGACGCGAUUACUGGGCUCGGUGGUGGUGGUCUUGCGACCCCGAAGGUGUCCAACAUUUCAACCGCAAUCAGAUACGCCAUGAUUGCUAUCGUUUGUUUGAUGGGCGGUCCCCUGGUGAAUAAGAUCGGUGUUAAAUGGGCCCUGGUUCUUGGCUCUCUGUCAUUCCCUAUUCAGGGGUCCGCAUACUACUGUAAUAGCAAGUUCGGAAACCAGUGGUAUCUCAUCCUGAGCGGUGCUAUCAGCGGUGUUGGCACAGCUUGCUGGUAUGUUGCCGAGGCUGGUGCCAUCAUGACUCUCGCACCCUCCGGCGCCCGUGGAAAGUAUCUGGCCCUAUGGAUUGUCUCUCGAAACCUAGGACAGCUUGUUGGAGGUGCAAUCAACAUGUCGAAGAAUCACCAUCCUGGGGCUGAGGGCGGAAUCACUCCUGAUACUUAUAUCGCCUUUGUCAUUAUUGAAUGUCUUGCGCUGCCGUUUGCGCUGUUGAUCAGCCCCUUUGAAAAGGUUGUUCGGUCUGACGGCACAAAAAUUCACAUGGCCGAAGCGCUUUCUACAAAACAGGAGUUCAAGCGUAUCUUGAAAACUGUCACCUCAAGUCUUAUUGUUCUGUCCUCGAUCUGGGCUUUCUGGUCUUUCUUUUAUUCUGGCAGCUGGAGCACGUACCUCGGUGUAUACUUUUCUGUUCGGGUUCGCGCCCUCUCAUCGCUCAUCUCGCCUUUCUUCUGCAUUAUUGGAUGCUUUGCUCUUGGAUUUAUCCUCGAUAUGAAGAACCUUAGUCAACGUCGCCGUGCUCAGAUUGGUCUCUAUACGGUUGCCAUUCUCAACGUCGGUGUCUAUAUAUGGUCUAUUAUCAUGCAGGUCAAAUUUAAUAGACAUAACCCGGGGAAAAUUGACUGGAGCGAUCAUUUGUAUGCCUCGGCGUUCCUACCAUAUUUCUUCGUCCAGACGACAGGCCCCAUGUCCCAGUCCUAUAUGUACUGGCUUCUUUCGUCAUUUGCAACAGAUGCGCAGGAAAACGUCCGUAACGGCGCUGUGUUCAGAUGUAUCGAAGCUGUCGGCCAGGCGGUGGCCUACGGUAUGAACACCCAGACGAAGAGUAGUCCGCUAAUUGGAUUCUGCGUUACAUUCGGUCUGCUUGGUGCUUCUAUGUUACCAAUGAUUAUGCUUGUGAAUACCACACCAGACCGUAUUCCAGCUGAUGUUAUUGCCGAAGCGCAGGACACCGCUCGCCAGAAAAUUGAGGGUACAGCUUGA
Molecule: messenger RNA, 1470 nt
Organism: Talaromyces stipitatus ATCC 10500
Lineage: Eukaryota; Fungi; Ascomycota; Eurotiomycetes; Eurotiales; Trichocomaceae
Exons: 10
Coding region: 1-1470 (489 amino acids)
Biological process (GO): transmembrane transport
Molecular function (GO): transmembrane transporter activity
Source: RefSeq, a predicted model, not a curated record